Messenger RNA from Nicotiana attenuata, 528 nucleotides. Its product is annotated as glycine-rich cell wall structural protein-like. The coding region runs from base 1 to 528 and encodes 175 amino acids. The record is from RefSeq and is a predicted model, not a curated record. NCBI's taxonomy places the organism in Eukaryota, Viridiplantae, Streptophyta, Magnoliopsida, Solanales, Solanaceae. The transcript has a single exon.
AUGGGAGAGGGCAAAGUCUUCGUAUGGAGUCUCAGUUUCUUGAGUUUGCUAUGUGUUGGGCUUUAUGGGUGUGUUCAGGUUGAAUCAAUCCGAGAAGGGAAGUUUUUAACUUCUCAGACUAAUAGAAUGGAUAAGGCUGCCAAUGUAGUACUUACAACAGGUGGUUAUGGGAAAGGUAUUGGAGGUGGCAUUGGUGGAGGCGGAGGUGGUAGGGGAGGGUUAGGAUAUGGUUUUGGAGGCAAUAAUGGGGGCGGAUGUGGAGGUGUUGGUGAAGGGAUAGGAGGAGGUGGUGGUUUAGGCUAUGGCGCUGGUGGUGGAAAUGGUAACUGUGGGAUGGGUGGAGGAUCAGGCAAUGGCCAAGGUAGUCCUUAUGGUGGAGGUAGCGGUAAUGAAGGUGGAUUUGGCGGUGGUUUUGGUGGCGGAAAUGGUAAUGGUGGUGGCUUUGGUGGAGGAAAUGGUGGCGGAUAUCCAGGUUAUGGUGGUGGCGGGCAGUCUAAGUUUCCGCUAGUGGCUGCAGGUAGGAACUAA